AAUACGGACGAGCGGGCGGGUAGAUAGGUGAGUCUGCCUCUUCAGCGGCUCUAUCCCCCCGCCGCGCUCCCGGCCCUCACCGCGCGCGCCCUCGGAGCCAUGCUGAGGAGCUGCCUCGCGCGCCUGCGCACACUCGGGGCGCUGCGCGGCCCCCGGGGGGGCGCGCGCCCGCCGGCGACAGACACAGGACCCGCGCUGAGGUUGCUUUCUUCUGAGGAAGUCAUUCUUAAGGACUAUUCUGUCCCCAAUCCCAGCUGGAGCAAGGACCUGAGACUCCUCUAUGACCAGUACAUGAAGAAAUGUGAAGAUGGCUCCUGGAAACGUUUGCCUUCAUAUAGAGAUGUAGCUGUUCAAGAGACUGAAGACUUCAAAAACUUUUUUCAUGACUCCAAGCUUAUAAAAGAAGAACAAAUGCCACAGGCCCGGGUCUUCAUCAGAAGCUAUGAGGAUGGGCUGGGCUUUGAAUUUGUGAUGUUCCAUAAUGAUGUUGAGAAAAAGACAGUUUGCUUGUUUCAGGGAGGUCCUUACCUACAAGGACUAUCUGGAUGGCUUCACGGAGGUGCCAUGGCAACCAUGAUUGAUAUUACUUCUGGUAUGGCUGCAAGUAUAGGUGAGAGAAUUGUGACUGCCAAUCUCAACAUUGAUUUUAAAAGACCUGUCCCCCUUUAUUCUGUGGUUGUGAUAAAUAGCCAACUUUAUAAAGCUGAAGGAAGGAAAUUGUUUGUUUCCUGUGAUGUUCGAAGUGUUGAUGGGAAGACCCUAUACGCAGAGGCAACAAGCUUAUUUGUAAAGCUGGAUCCUGAAAAAAGUUCAACAUAAAAGAGCUUCUGGUGAAUUCCACACCAGCCUGCAUAAGGCUCCCCCUCCUCUUGAGGAAUCUGUUUUCCCCGGUCCUGCUCUACUUACCCACUGUUGAGUCCCUCAUAGAGUGAAGCCUGUUAACACUGACCUUCCUGAACAAUUAUUCUGAAUACAAUUCCAGGAGCUCUGUUUCCACCUACUAAACUUUUUAAUACAGAAACACUGUCUGUGAGAGUA
Diceros bicornis minor is the source of this 1038-nucleotide messenger RNA. It is a transcript of the gene THEM4, whose product is annotated as thioesterase superfamily member 4. Bases 100 to 819 code for a protein of 239 amino acids. The transcript is spliced from 6 exons. The record is from RefSeq and is a predicted model, not a curated record. NCBI's taxonomy places the organism in Eukaryota, Metazoa, Chordata, Mammalia, Perissodactyla, Rhinocerotidae.